Molecule: messenger RNA, 864 nt
Organism: Striga asiatica
Lineage: Eukaryota; Viridiplantae; Streptophyta; Magnoliopsida; Lamiales; Orobanchaceae
Source: the annotation of a GenBank genome assembly
AUGGCAAAAAGCUUAACCUACGUUCUCGCUUUCCGGCCACCGAUCCGAAUCCCAAAACCCGACCCGGAAAACCUCACUGUCCAAGUAUCCAUCACGCUCGGUUCCGCCCCAACAAAUCGCGCCGGAAAAUUCUUCCCGAUAAUCGACCACACGCCUUCGAAAACCGACUUCCGAUUCCCACGCUCGACUUUCCUCUCGACCAACCUACUCGACCAGCUCGACAAAAUAUCCGAAAUGCUCGACAGACUCGAAAUCCCUUUCCCCUUCCGAGAAAACAUCCAUUGGGGCAUUCUCGAUUUCCCCUCCGACAACAACAACAACAAUAGCCGUUCACUAAACCUCGACGAGAUCAAAUCACGACUCCUCGAAAACUUGCGCGCGUGCGCGAACGACGAGAGCGUGAGCAAAAUCGACGUUCGGAUUGGAAAACUGGAGAAAAUACGCGACGAGGAUUAUAAGAGACUGGCUGACGAGAGGGAGGGCCGUAGGAAUAACAGUCGAGGAGGGCGGGGCCCACUCGACGGGUGGAUAAGGGAGAAUUCGAACGACGUGAGGCUACGCGAUUCGCGGUGGUUCGGGAUAUUGCGCGGGCUUACCGUGAGGUCUCCCACGGAGAAUAAGUGCUUCGGGAUGAGGUCGGUGAAGGUGUUCGGAGGGGAAAACAACGACGAGUGCUCGAUUUGCCUCAAGGGUUUGAAGAAGGGCUCGGAGGCUAUACGGAUGCCGUGCGAGCACGUUUUUCAUGGAUUUUGUAUUCUGAGGUGGGUCUAUGUGAACCCGAGCUGCCCGUUUUGUCGGUCGAGAUUGUGUGAUGAUGGUGUCAUAGGGCCCGAAGAUGGAACAUUACUAAAUUAUUUUGACUAA